Molecule: messenger RNA, 1539 nt
Organism: Thlaspi arvense
Lineage: Eukaryota; Viridiplantae; Streptophyta; Magnoliopsida; Brassicales; Brassicaceae
Source: the annotation of a GenBank genome assembly
AUGCCGAGCCAGGUACAACGCCAGGAAGCACACAUAACAUACAUUGCGGGCCGCACUGAACGGAGCAAAGGCCGAGAGAGAGAGAGAGAGAGAGAGAUGGCAGUUGCUGAUAAGCCUCAUGCUGUGAUGAUCGCGUUCCCAGCUCAAAGCCACAUCAAAGGACUCCUCAAACUUGCUAAGAUUCUCCACCGAAGGGGCUUUUACAUCACCUUUGUCAACACAGAAUUCAACCAAAGACGAUUCGUAAAAGCCCAAACACCCGAUUCCCUAGUCGGGUUGCCUGAUUUCCAGUUCAAAACGAUUCCGGACGAUCUUCCUCCGUCCGACCGGGAUGCCACCCAAGAUGUUACGGCUCUAUGCGGAUCCGUUAGAAGGAACAUGUUGCCACACUUCCGGAAUCUCCUUGGCCGACUCAACGACGCAGCACCUUCCGCUAAUCCUCCGGUGACUUGCAUCUUGUCCGACGGUUCUAUGCCUUUCACCAUCACAGCUGCUAAAGAGCUCGGAAUUCCUGUUGCCGUUUACUGGACUUUUUCCGCUUGUGGCUUCGUGGGCUUUCACCAGUAUCGAUCUCUCCUGGACCGAGGUCUGACACCACUCAAAGAUGCAGGUUUCCUAGAGAAUGAGUACCUGGAGACUAAAGUAGACUGGAUUCCAGGAAUGAGGGACAAGGAUGUUCGUCUCAAGGACCUUCCAACGUUUUUCCAAACAACCGACCCAAACGACGAAAUAUUUAACUUAGCCAUGGAAGCCGCUGAAAGAGCUGUGGAAGCAUCAGCUUUCGGCCUACACACUUUUGAUGCGUUGGAACCGGACGUUUUGGAAGCUCUGUCCUCUAUCUUCCCUAACAUGUACUCAAUUGGUCCUCUGCAGUUGCUUCUGAAUAGGACGUCAAAUGGAGAAGACAAAUUGGAAUCUUUGGGCUACAAUCUAUGGAAAGAAGAACCAGAGUGUCUACAAUGGCUAAAUUCGAAGGAACCCGGUUCGGUGGUUUACGUCAACUUCGGCAGCGUCACCGUCAUGUCACAGCAACACUUGGUGGAGUUCGCCUGGGGACUGGCCAAUAGCAAGCGCUACUUUCUGUGGAUUAUUAGGCCUGACCUUGUGAUCGGUGAGGCGGCGGUGUUGCAGCCUGAAUUCGCAGAGGAAACGAAGGAAAGAGGGUUGAUAGCUAGCUGGUGCCCGCAAGAGGAAGUACUGAACCACACCGCCGUGGGCGGAUUCUUAACGCACAGCGGAUGGAACUCUACCAUCGAGAGCUUGUCGGCGGGGGUGCCCAUGAUUUGUUGGCCCUUCUUCGGGGAUCAGCCGACCAACUGCAAAUUCACCUGCACCACAUGGGGGGUUGGACUGAGAAUCGCUAGUGAUGUUAAAAGAGACGAAGUGGAAGGGCUGGUGAGGGAGUUGAUGGAAGGAGACGAGGGGAAGAAGAUGAAGAAGAAGGCCGUGCAGUGGAAGGAAUUGGCGGAAAAGGCCGCCAGUCCGGGCGGUUCAUCUACUUUCAAUUUGGACAAAUUCGUCCAAGUAUUGCUAAAGUAG